Messenger RNA from Xenopus laevis (African clawed frog), 1208 nucleotides. Its product is annotated as glutathione S-transferase omega-1. Lineage: Eukaryota; Metazoa; Chordata; Amphibia; Anura; Pipidae. Bases 376 to 1101 code for a protein of 241 amino acids. The record is from RefSeq and is a predicted model, not a curated record. The transcript has 8 exons.
CAGGGUAAAGAGCACAUACCUGAUAUAGAACAGCAGGUAGGCCUCCUGCUUCAACACUAUCUUGAUGUCUACAGAUGUCACAGAAUUGUCGUUCAUUUUGUACCAGUUUCCAUUGGGGCCCUGCAACAGAUCAAGGCAAAUUAUUUACACCGGACACAAAAAAUCCAGUUGGAAAACAAGUGGAAAUUACAGAAAGGUUGUUCCAGCGUGGACAAGAACGGCAUACAAAUUGUAAAGAAUUGGUGUUCCAUUUGGCUCUGGGGUGUAACACCGGAGAUCAAGACAUUCCAGAUACGCUACACUCUGCGCAUAAUGCAUUGGGAAUAAGAGGGUGAUUGCGGCUUCUGUAUAACUGCACUGUGUCAGGCUUCCGAAAUGACUGGAUCAGAGAAGUGUUUGGCAAAAGGCUGCCCAGCUCCAGGCCCAGUCCCUGAAGGAACAAUUCGUGUCUACAGCAUGAGAUUCUGCCCAUAUGCCCAGAGGGCAAGGCUUGUCUUGCUUGCCAAAGGAAUCAAGCAUGAAGUAAUAAAUAUCAAUCUGAAGAACAAGCCAGAUUGGUUCUUUGAGAAAAGCCCAUUUGGCCUGGUACCAUCUCUGGAGACCAGCAAUGGCCAGGUGAUCUAUGAAUCUCCAAUUGUGUGUGAUUAUCUGGACGAGGUUUAUCCAGGGAAGAAGCUGACCCCUGCAGACCCAUUCCAGAAAGCGCAACAAAAGAUGACACUGGAACAUUUCUCCAAGGUCACAGCUGUGCUGUAUAAGAUAAUGGGUGCCAAGAAAAAUAAUGAAGACAUAUCAGGUGUGAAAGAAGAACUCCAGGAGAAGUUGCUUAAGCUUGAUGAGAUCCUGGCUAAACAACACAGCCUUUUCUUUGGUGGAAGUGAGGUCUCUAUGGUUGACUACAUGAUUUGGCCCUGGUUUGAACGGCUCAUCAUGUUUGAUGCGAAGGAUUGUUUGAAUAAAACCCCACUCAUUGAUAAGUGGUAUCAACAGAUGCUGCAGGAUCCAGUGGUCAAGGCAACAUAUAUUGAACCAGACGUCCUGUUAGGCUUUUUUAAGCUGUACAUCCAGGGAGAUCUGGAGGCUUGUGAUUAUGGUCUCUAACCACCUCCCUGCCAUGUAUUGUACCAAGUCACUGACUGGGAAAUUCUUUUGCACUUUCACUGUAAUCAGUUUUUAAGAACCCAAUAAAUGUGCCUUUCAGCCUAGUG